Penicillium longicatenatum is the source of this 1455-nucleotide messenger RNA. RefSeq names its product splicing factor ESS-2 family protein. Bases 1 to 1455 code for a protein of 484 amino acids. The record is from RefSeq and is a predicted model, not a curated record. The transcript has a single exon. Gene Ontology annotation, cellular component: catalytic step 2 spliceosome. Lineage: Eukaryota; Fungi; Ascomycota; Eurotiomycetes; Eurotiales; Aspergillaceae.
AUGGCCUCUCCGUCGCAGUCGCAGUCGCAGUCGCAGUCGCAGUCGCAGUCGCAGGCUUUGGCCAAGAGGCCAGAUGGCCAGCUCAUGCCACCCCCGCCACCUCCAAAACGUAUUAAACGCCCGGCGACCGUCCUCGACGAAGAUGUCUACACAACUGCCCUCUCCCAUAUUAUUGCCCGGGACUUCUUCCCUGGCUUGCUUGAGACCCGAUCCAAACAGGAAUACCUCGAUGCGUUGGACUCAAAAGAUGCAGAAUGGAUCAAGAGUUCCAAACAGAAGCUUGCGGAUGUGAUGCGCACUCCGACCCCAGGCUUAAACGCGCGACGAAAGACCGACGCCGCAUCAGUGGCGGGCACUCCACAACACCUACCAGGUCGGUCAGACGAGACCCCGCAAGGAUGGAGAGGCGAUACUCCCAUGUCCGUUGUAUCUACCUCGACUACAGCAACAACCGCCACGGCCAACGAUCAGAAACUUGCCGAUGCGUCCAAUAUGGGACUUCUUGCCUUUCAAGCGAAAUAUACAAGCGAGGACAACGAGUCAUUCAACAAAGUCCUGGACAAGCAGAAUAUCAAGCGCCGCGAAAAGAACGGCUGGCUUUGGAACGAUAAUAAAAUCCCAUCGGCACGACAAAUCGCCCAUCAUAAUCACGAAGUGAAGCGCAUCACAGCCCAGGGUGGGAACCCGAAAACCAGUCUGAUCAAGGCAGAUGACGGCCCUGCUAUCAAGACAGAUCUCAACGCUCGCCCAGCCAGACCCGAUCACUGGAAGUCCCGCCCGGAUAACUCGCUCAUGUUUCUUCCUUCGUCGGUCGAGGAUACACAUGAAACGCUUCAGCAGAAGGCCGAGAAUGCGUCCCGCGCGGGGCCCAAGCGAACCCUAUAUCAAAACACAAGGCUUCUCGACGCCGAUGCAGCAGCAGCCGCUGAUGCUGCCAAUAAAGUUCCCGCUUCACCUUCUAUCUCGGCUAUCCAAGAUGCCAUCGCAGGACGCCCGCGCCUCAGCGAGUCUGAAGCAUCGUCGGUUCCGGGAGGAGAAACCCCGCGAGUCAACGGAUAUGCGUUCGUCGACGAAGACGAACCUGAAUAUGAACCACAGACAUCUGGUUCCCUCGAAGCUGAUUGGCGUCUCCUCGGCGCGAGCGAUGCAACACCAAACCCCUUUCAACUGCGCGAAACCGGUAAACGAGAGGCUCUUCACCACCGCAUGGUGGAUCGUGCCGCACGCAACAAGCGUGUUGAAAGGGCCACUCGUGUAACGAAAACACCUGUUAAUACUACGCCCCGGUUUGCUAGCAGUCCACGUGUCGAUGGACUGACUCCAAGACCUGGCUCCGGGAAGAUGUUGACUUCUGCAGCACAGAAUUUGCUAUCGCGGGUCGGAAGUACACCGCGGGCUUCUGGGGGAUCUACUGGAUUGAAGAACAUGUGGACUCCCACUCCACGGCGCAAGUGA